CGUUUCAAGCUUCCAAUUUAAGGACUUUAUUAUCGAAUAAAUUUUUCCAUUUCUGGUUUACUCUCCGUUAUUGGAUUUUUGACCGAAAAGACGUCACUCUGACUAUCUCAACCCCCCUCUCUCUUUUAUAAACCACGCUUUAGAAAGCAGAGAUUUGAGCGAAAAUGGCGAGGGAAAAGCGGAGGGAGGAACUCUAUGUCACUGUACCUAAUCUCUUUCGCUGCCCAAUCUCCAUGGAUGUGAUGAAGUCUCCGGUGAGUCUCUGCACCGGCGUCACGUAUGACCGGAGCUCCAUCGAGAAGUGGCUGGCGCUUGGCCAUAAAACCUGUCCGGCGACCAUGCAAACCCUGCCGUCCACGCUCACCACGCCGAAUCUCACCCUCCGCCGCCUUAUUCAGCUCUGGCUCUCCCAUGCCGACGCCGCGCGCGCUCCGCCGUGUGCUGUCUCCAAGCAGGACGCGGCGGCGAUCAUCAAAGGCGGGCUCGACGCCGCUUCCUUGGAGAAAUUGAUCGAUUUCAUGAAGGUGUCGGAGGGGAAUCUGAAGUUCGUCGCACAGUCUAGCAACGCGAUUUCGAGAUUCGUUGAAUUCUUCGUUGAAUCCGACGAAAUUCGGAUUCGCGAACUGAUUGUUGAGGUUUUCGAUCUGAUCUCGUCGGAGAGUGGAGUAAGAGAAAAGUUAAGCGAGCUCAUUUUGAACUGCGGCGACGGAAGAGACUGUUUAUCGCCGUUUGCGGCGGUUUUGCGGAAAGGAAACGCCGAAUCGAAGGUUAGAUCCGCGAAGAUUUUGGAGCUAAUAGCAAUAAAUCCUGAAUCGCAGCAAAAAAUCUCCGAUCAACCAGGUCUAUUAGAGAAUCUAUACACCCUAACCACAGCAGAGAGCGAUUACUCGGCCGUGGAAGCCGGAUUAUCGGCUCUAUUAGCAAUCGCAACCAGCAGGACAGCGAAGAAGGAGCUGAUCCGGCUCGGAAUCGUCCGAACCGCGGGGCGGAUCCUAUCCGGAUCGGAUCCGACUCGAGGCGUAAUCGAGAGAGCGGUGGCGGUGCUGGAAAGCGUGGCAUCGUGUACGGAGGGGCGGGGCGCGAUCGGAGAGGAUCGAGAGUGUGUGGCGGAGACGGUGAGGAGGCUGAUGAAGUGCUCCGCCGCGGCGACGGAGCACGGGAUAGCGGUGCUGUGGAGCGUGUGCUGCUUAGCGAGGGAUGAAUCAGCGCAGGAAACGGCGGCGGAAGCGAAUGGAUUGACGAAGGUACUACUGGUGAUGCAGAGCGGCUGCUCGUCGAGUACAAGCAUGAUGUGCAGGGAAUUGGUCAAAGUUUUGAGGGCGAAGAGUGGUAAGUCCAAUUUGGCACCGUAUUAUCAAACUAGGACUACUCACAUUGCGCCUUAUUAAUUUAACAUACAAUUAAUCUAUUUUUAUUUAUUUAUUUAGGUAGAUGCAUUAAAAAUUAAAAUCUGUAAAUGUUUGUUAUAUUCAAAGAUACUCCAUUACUGAAAGAUACUAGUAACAAAUUUCGACUA
This is a messenger RNA of Salvia splendens (bonfire salvia), 1516 nucleotides long. Its product is annotated as U-box domain-containing protein 28. Gene Ontology annotation, molecular function: ubiquitin protein ligase activity. The record is from RefSeq and is a predicted model, not a curated record. Gene Ontology annotation, biological process: protein ubiquitination. NCBI's taxonomy places the organism in Eukaryota, Viridiplantae, Streptophyta, Magnoliopsida, Lamiales, Lamiaceae. Bases 165 to 1388 code for a protein of 407 amino acids. The transcript has a single exon.